CCAGCUCUCCAGCCGCACGCAGCGCCCGUGCAGGUAGCGGAUCUGCAGACAAACACACAUUAGCACGUUUGAAACGAUACGUGGGACACUACACACGCUUAUCAUACUGCGCAACGCACUGCAAGAAGUCCGACAAGACUACUACUGCUGAAAGCAGACGUGCGCUGGUAUAAGUUCGUAGGAAAUGUUUUUAUUGUAAAUCAUCACCCAAGAGACAUCUAAUAUUUAGUGUUAAUUUUAGAAAAUGAAAACAUAAAACCUCUUACAAUUUUACGUCGCAAAUUAGAUUUUUAAAUAUAGAGCUGCGCGGCGACGUCACUUUGACAUAUGCGUCAGUCAUGUUCACGUGAAGAACUUCAAACAUUUUAUUAGUUUUCUAUAUAUUUACCUUUCGGAUUUUUUAAACAUGAAAGCUUUUGGAAAUUAGUUUGCCAGUGAUGUCUACACAAGUAAUGGAGCAACCGAAAGGCGAUUCACCGAAACAUCCCGAUAUGAUCAUGUGCGGGGACCACCCCUCGGUGACCAAGACGGAGCUGAACGCCCGCGAGCCGCGCGCCGACAAGGCCAAGCCCAAGCCGCCCCUCUCCCACUCCAGGAUCACGCCCUCCUCUUCGCGCACGGAGCGGCCGCAGCCGCCGGGCUCGGAGCUGGCGCUGCGCUGCGCCGAGGGGACGCCGGCGCGCGCCGACGCGCUGCCCGCCGCCAACAAGGCGCUCGUCUACGUAGCGCUGGGCAGCUUCCGGUGGCCGCCGUAUCUGCUGUGCGUGUGGGUGCUGGUGCUGCUGCUGACGCACGCGCUGCACGCUCUGGUCGCCGUGCUGGACGCCGCGCUGCCGCCGCUCAGGUGACACCGCUCGACCCAAUUAAAAUCGCUUUCCUGACUUGUCACACUGAGUGAUGUUUAUUUGCAGGAAGGUGUGCGUGUACUUCCGCGUGUGGACGGAGGAGGCGUGGCGCGCGGGCUCGGGGGCGG
Molecule: messenger RNA, 973 nt
Organism: Papilio xuthus (Asian swallowtail)
Lineage: Eukaryota; Metazoa; Arthropoda; Insecta; Lepidoptera; Papilionidae
Exons: 4
Coding region: 438-848 (136 amino acids)
Source: RefSeq, a predicted model, not a curated record